AUGAAUGCACCAGCAACUUUUGAAUCAUUUUUAUUAUUAGAUGGUGAAAAGAAAAUAGUUGUUGAAAAAGAUACAAAAGUACCGAAUGCGGUUGUAUUUACAAUUAGUAAAGAAGAUCAUACAUUAGCAAAUAUGCUUCGUGCACAAUUAUUAAAAGAUCCUGAAGUUAUAUUUGCUGGUUAUAGAAUUCCACAUCCACUUGAACAUAAAGUUAUUUUACGUGUACAAACAGCUGGACAUGAAUAUUCACCAAUAAAUGCUAUGGAAAAUGCAAUAAAAGAUUUAAUUUUUGAAAUGGACAUGUUAGAAGAUAGAGUUAAACAAGCGAUUGCUAAUCGACAAAAUGCUGAAUGA
This is a messenger RNA of Rotaria sordida, 354 nucleotides long. Lineage: Eukaryota; Metazoa; Rotifera; Eurotatoria; Philodinida; Philodinidae. The record is from the annotation of a GenBank genome assembly.